CUGGCAGCGCUUGGAUCUGGGGGGGAGGCGCAGCAACAGGCUGCGGGUUUGGGGGGAGCGCAGCUGGACGGGGAGCCUCGCGGGCUGGCAAGGCGCGCAGCGAACUGCUCUGGCUCUGCGCCGCCCUCUCCUCCCGAACCGCCCUCGACACUUCCCGCUGAAGAUCCGCCAUCGUCACAGGCGGGCGAUACCCCCCACCCCCGCCACGAGCACGGGAACCCCUCCAAUCCCCUUGACCCCCGGGGUGAGCAGGCCAGCGCGACUGUUGCUGGUACCGCCGUGGAGACUCACGCCGGCGACGAGAUGAUUUGCGGUCCUGGUGGGGAGCGGGGGAAUGGGGCCGCGACGAGCGACGGUCAGGCGACGGAGGGCGUGACGGUUGGCCUGCAGGAACCACCGCCGUCACAGCGGGAGCGGACUGACCCGCCGGCGCGGGCGCAACCGACGGAGCCGGUUCGCCAGUGGUGGCGGACGCCGCCUUUGGUGACGAAGCAGAGGCCUGCGCAGGCAGGCAGGGGGCAGAAGCGUUCGGCGCAACACGGGCGCCAGGGACAGGUGCAGGGGGUUCAGCAACACCCCCAGCAGGGGCAGACGCCGACGGCUCGACAAGGGGAGCCAGGGAGCCUGGUGACGCAGGCGGAGCAGACGGAACAGCAGCGGGAGCGGUCGGGCCAGCCUCUGCCCCGGCAAGGGGAGCCGCGGGUGCGUGGGGAGGAGUCUUUUCAGAGACUGCUGUCACGUGCUUCGGAGCCGGCGGUAGAGGGGGCUCCGUCGCCAUGGUCGCCCUUUCGGGCCCCGCCGGAGGCCUGGCGACCACAGCCGACCAGGCGGCAGCGAGCCCUGGCGACGGCUCAGGUGCUCCGGCAAUCACCAUCUCGAGAGCAGGGAAGCCGUGGGGCGAGGAGAGAAACCGUAAGCGGAACGGGCGGAGGACCAGAGAAUGGGUAUCAGGUGGCGGCGAGAAGGGCUUUAACGGUGUUAGCAGCAACUAAUGACGAAGAAGAUCUAAGGGACCCACCUUAUAGGGAAGAAUCCCUCCCACCAAGCGAGGACGAGGAAUCGGAGGGAGAAGGCAGGGUGAGAGAGGCAGAAGGGAGACGAGCAAACGAGGCGCUUCUGACACCGUUACUCCACCUCUCAUGA
Molecule: messenger RNA, 1143 nt
Organism: Closterium sp. Naga37s-1
Lineage: Eukaryota; Viridiplantae; Streptophyta; Zygnematophyceae; Desmidiales; Closteriaceae
Source: the annotation of a GenBank genome assembly